Molecule: messenger RNA, 856 nt
Organism: Abrus precatorius (Indian licorice)
Lineage: Eukaryota; Viridiplantae; Streptophyta; Magnoliopsida; Fabales; Fabaceae
Exons: 4
Coding region: 73-759 (228 amino acids)
Molecular function (GO): zinc ion binding
Source: RefSeq, a predicted model, not a curated record
GAGAGAGACUCUGUUUCUUCACUUCCCCACAAGCCGCAACUGCUACUGUGUACCCAAUCUGAAGCCGAAGAGAUGGUGGGGCAGAAUCCUUUACCAAAGGAUAGGAAUAGAGAUUGGAUUAGAGCUCUUAUGAAUAGCAGCUUUGGUUAUUGUGAUGAUCACCAUGACCUUCGAUCUAACGAGAAAAAUGUCUUCUGCAUAGAUUGUGCUGUUAGACUGUGUAGGCACUGUAAAGAAGCUCAUUCCCUCCAUAGAAGGUUUCAGAUUUACAAAUAUUCCUAUCAGGAUGUCUUCCGCCAUUCCGAGCUGCAGAAGUAUUUUGACUGCUCAAAAAUUCAGACUUACAUAUCCAACAAUGAAAGGAUUGUGCAUCUCAAACCUAGGCCUUCAACUACUAAAUCUAAAUCUGCUGAUUUAAGUCCUGACUCAAAAUCCAAAGAAACCAGCAUAACAACAAAACCAAAGUCAGGUGGCACGUGUGAAGAAUGUGGAAAACACUUACAAGAUGAGCGUAAUCGCUUCUGCUCCAUUACAUGCAAGAUCUCAGUGCUUCCAGUGGAGCCCCAAAGCCAAAGUGGUAGAGGCGUCAUUACAACAAAACCUGAAGCUAUUGACUAUACAAUAAAUGACAACCAUAAUUCAGAACCAGAAUCAUCUAUCUCUGAAGCUGAGCCAUAUGGGUGGGUUGAAGUCGUGAAUUUCAGAAAGCGACCAAGGAAAAGCAUCCCCCAGAGGCCUGUCUUUGUUUUCUUAUCUUAAAAGUUAUCACUACUCUAAUCGUUUUCUUCAUUUCUUCUCCUAUUUUUUGUUUUUUAACUUUCCAUUUUUGAAGAAUAAGACUUCUUGAACAUUUGAG